GGGUAGCGAGGUAAGAUGGGGACCUUGUGGAAACCGAUAAUACAAAAAAGCUAGAAUGAUGUUUAUAGCGCCAUCUAACGGCAUUUACCAGUACUUUUCAGUGUCACAAAAGAUCUGGUCGAUAGUGAGCACGUUGCGCCUUGAUCAUGGUUCGAAAUUACAAACGAAAAACUAACAGAGGAGUUUGGAGUGAAGAAGAAAUGAAGCUAGCUAUUCAAGAAGUUUUAGAUGGGAAAAAAGGUUACAAAUUGGCUAGCAAGAUUUUUAAUGUCCCUCAAACUACCCUCGAGCGCAAAGUCAAUGAAGCAAGAAAAAAUGAGAAUAGUGUACUCAAUGUCAAGGUUUCCUUAGGUCCAAUUAGAACAGUUUUUUCGGAAGAAGAAGAAAUAUUACUGGUGCAGUAUCUCAAGGAAAUGGAAGGAAGGUUAUUUGGUUUGACAACUUGCGAAUUGCAGAAGUUAGCAUAUGAGUUAGCAGUUCGUAAUAAUAAACAACAUAAGUUUAAUGAUAUCAAGAAAAAAGCUGGGAAGGACUGGCUGCGUGGAUUUCUAAAUCGCCAUCCUGACUUGAGUUUGAGAAAGCCGGAAAACACAUCUGCGGCUCGUGCCGCUGGGUUCAAUAAAGUAUCGGUUGGACAAUUUUUCGAACUGCUGGGAAGAUCACUUGACGAAAAAUGUUUCACUCCGGACAGGAUUUAUAACUGUGACGAGACAGGUGUUUCGAUUGUGCCAAAGUCACGGUCCAAAGUAAUUGCAGCAACUGGAAAAAAGCAAGUGGGAGCAUUGACGUCGGCGGAACGAGGCACAACAAUAACGGUGGAAAUUUGCUUUAACGCUGCAGGGACAUAUGUUCCACCAAUGUUUAUUUAUCCCCGAAAACGCAUGAAGCCCGAACUGCUAAAUGGAGCUCCACCGAACUCCUGGUCUGAAUGCUCAGACUCUGGGUGGAUGACAGCCGAAAUUUUCUUAAGAUGGUUUCACAAAUUUGUGAAAUUCACCAACGCUUCUAAAGAAAAUCCAGUUAUGCUCAUUUUAGAUGGUCAUGCUUCCCACACCCAAAGUUUGCAGCUCAUCGACAAAGCACGUGAACAUGGUGUGACAAUACAAUGCUUUCCACCACACACUACGCACAAACUGCAGCCAGCAGAUGUUGGUUUUAUGCGGCCGUUGAGUAUCUUCUAUGAUCAGGCCAUAACAGCUUGGUUAAGAUCAAAUCCUGGGAAAGUAGUGACUCAAUUCCAAGUGGCUGAACUAUUCGGGCAAGCGUUUAUUCGCGCAGCAACAAUGUCCACAGCAAUUAACGCAUUCAAAGCGUGUGGGAUCUCGCCUUAUAACGCACAAAUUUUUACUGAAGAUGAUUUCAUUGCUGCAGAGGCCACCGACAUCCCACUAAACGUUGAAAAAGAACCUGAUGAUGACACUAUUUCAUUUCCAUCGGUAGCAGCAUCACCACGUAAACUGAGCGAAUCAACAACUGCAGCAGCGCCAGUCCUUGAUGUCCAAACGAAUACCUGCACCGCCCCAUGUUCUACAAUAAACACUCAAACUGAACCAUCUGCGGGAACCUCGACUUCAGUACAUCAAGCAAAUUCAUCAUUCCAUCUGGUUAGCCCGAAACAGUUGAUGCCUUAUCCACGAAUGACCGAAAAAAGGCCACGACAAGUACGAAGACGGGGAAAAACAGCUAUUAUUACUUCGUCACCAUAUAAAGCAGAGCUAGAAGAAAGGCAAAAUAGUAAGAAACCAAAGGAAACGAACCAAAAGAAACGGAAAAGAGCAAGUAAAAGAUCUGUCAAUAAAAGAAUCAAGAAGACUGAAGAAGAAACUCAUUCGUCGAAUGAUGAAGAUACAGAAUGUCUGUAUUGUCAUGGCUUAUAUUCCGAAUCUGAUGAAGGAUGGAUCACUUGUCAGAGUUGUGGUAAAUGGGCGCAUUGUGGUUGUGCAGGAGUGGAAGAUGACGAUGCCGAAGCUGUCCAUAUCUGCCCAAUUUGUGAAGAUAUUGACGACUAAUAUAGAAUACUAUUCUAUCCACAACCCAUACCCCAUCUUACCCGAGGGGGUACCCCGUUUUGCCCUAUGGGUGGGGCAAGAUGGGGAGAUAUAUAUUUUAUUUUUGAAGUUGAUUAUUUUAUAAAAGAAGUUUAUUUUUUUUGUUUUGACUGAUUUAAAUGAAUAAAAGAAAGACUGAUUAUGUUCCUAAUAAAUGUUAAGCAUUGUGCAAUCAUAAACAGAUG
Messenger RNA from Pectinophora gossypiella (pink bollworm), 2233 nucleotides. RefSeq lists its product as uncharacterized. NCBI's taxonomy places the organism in Eukaryota, Metazoa, Arthropoda, Insecta, Lepidoptera, Gelechiidae. The record is from RefSeq and is a predicted model, not a curated record. Gene Ontology annotation, cellular component: nucleus. The transcript is spliced from 2 exons. Gene Ontology annotation, molecular function: DNA binding. Bases 147 to 2009 code for a protein of 620 amino acids.